Zingiber officinale is the source of this 1998-nucleotide messenger RNA. RefSeq names its product interactor of constitutive active ROPs 4-like. The coding region runs from base 476 to 1660 and encodes 394 amino acids. The record is from RefSeq and is a predicted model, not a curated record. The transcript has 4 exons. NCBI's taxonomy places the organism in Eukaryota, Viridiplantae, Streptophyta, Magnoliopsida, Zingiberales, Zingiberaceae.
UUUUCUUCCUCCCAUGCCUAGAACAACAUAGGAACCCCACCGUUCUACUAUAAUCCUAUAAAUAUGCUGUUAACUAUCCAAGUCCAUCCUAGUGAAGUAAAAAACGCAUCUUGCUUGAAACAAGGUUCUUUCUGUAGAGGGGAAAAUGUAGUCGAAAACCCUACAAAGACAAAGCCAUUCCAAUUUUGCUUGCAUGUGAUAAUGCUAGUGCUUCUCGUUCCUAACGUUCACUGUCAUCCUCUGCUCACUUGUGUACUAAUUUAAUGUCCGCUGCUACUGUCCGCGCUGCCUCAUCCUCCAGAGUUUGAAAUUUGAAGGAGGGUGAAGACAGAGAGCCUUGGGAAGGCGAGGAGGAGCCAUUAAAAGCUGGGGUGACUGCAACGCCUGGGUCCUGGUGAGGGGGACUUUUCGUCGAACGCCCUGUCUGUUGCGCUGCUGUUUGAUGCGGAGUUGAGCGAGCGAGGAAGGAGUUUUGAUGGGAAGUAGGGGAUCGUCGGACGCGCCACAGAGGACGUCUCCCCGCGCGCCGCUGCACCUGCGGAGCACCGCCUGCUCCGAGGCCAAUAGCGCGCGCCGCCGGGCGGCUACGGCCGUCGACGGCGGCGCAAAGGUGUCCCCUCGCGGGGGACCACAGGAGCAGAGGAAGCGGACCACGAGGGCGGCGGAGCUGGAGACGAAGCUGAGCAAAGCGCAGGUGGAGCUCAAGAAGCUGAGGGAGCAGCUGGCCGAGGCGGAAGCCGCCAAGCGCGAAGCGGAGCGAGCCCUUGUGAAGGCCAAGAAGCGUGUCCCUGCUGCUGCCUUGGCCAAGAAAAGAAAAGAGGAGCAGCUUGCUCUUUCUCGGGAUUCUCAACCGGAAGGUGUUCGAAAAAAUGACACAGUGGAGGAGAGCGUCACUUCGCCGGCGACGAUGGAUGUGUUUGAAGUGGUAGUGCCGUCUGAGUCCGUUCUCACAGAGGAUGAAGCUGACAGCGAGCAAAAGAAAGAGGGGGAGGAGAAGGAGAAGAAGGCAAUGAUCGACAAAACAGAGAGGAGCGAGAACAAUGAAAGUGCUGCUGCAGCAGUGGAGGAAGCAGAAGGGCGGAAGAAAGAGGAUGAGAAGAUGAACGAGGAGGAUGAAAUCGGCAUCUGGAAAGCCAAGCUUUUGGAGAAGGAAAAGGAAGUGGCAAUCCUGCUGGAAGAAAACGCAAUCUUUAAGACCAGAGCAGAGGAGGAAGCCAAGCAAAUUGCAGACUCUGCUCGAUCCAAACAAGAAGAACUCACGGCAAAGCUGAAUUCAAUGGCGGAACAACUCAAAGAAAGUAAAACCAAAGAGAAGCAGCUGGCGGCGCAACUGGAGACGGCUGAAGGAGCCAAAGCAACACUGGAGAUGGAACUGAAGCGGCUGAAGGUGCAAACCGAGCAAUGGCGGAAGGCAGCCGAAGCCGCGGCAGAAGCUCUGGCAACUGGAGAUGCCGUCGGAGGUGAUGAAAUGGGUGGGAGGAAGGUGGCGGAGCGCUGCAGGUCUAUGGACAAACACGUCGGAGGUGGCGGCUACGGCAUCUGGGGAUCACCGUUGACAGAUGGAGAUGACGUGGACGACGAGGAUGGCGGCGGUGGGAGAAAGAAGGGUACGGGCGUGCGGAUGUUCGGAAACCUUUGGAAGAAGAACCAGCAAAAGUGAGGCGACACCAGUUUGUAUCAUCAGUCCCUUACUCCCUUGCUCUGUUCUUCCCUAUCAGUUCGUUUGCUGUUUGUGUUACAGAAUGUUUUUUUUCAAGGGAUUGCCAAUGUGUUGUUGGCCUUCGGAACUCAUGGAUCACAUUUGGAGCUUGUUUGUAGUAUGUAAGAUGGAGGAUCUUUGGAUUCGGUUCCAUUGGUAGCAUAUAUCAGUUUCCAACUUUGUGAAUUCAUCAGCAAAGUGAUAUGUACUUUAAUCUCAUGAUGUGUGUAAACAAUUUGCUUCAGCACUAGGAAUAGAGUUCAAAUAAAGCAGGUUUCCAACCAUUGCAGAUUUCUUAA